GCUCACUAUAUCUUGCACUGUUCAUAUAACGAAUAUUUAUUUUAACGCGACAUUUUUCAACAUUUGAAAGUGAGGAGGGCAUGUAGUAUCGAUUUCGCCCUUAUCGAAUGCGGAUGAUCUAUUUUGUUGCAUUGUAUCUCUCACCCUUUGCUCUCCAUAUUGUGCAACAUUUACUUGUCCCAUAACUUCGCAGCGAAGGUCUGAAGAGCCAUGGAAAUCUCUUUCGCAGGCAAGCGGGCCAUAGUCACGGGGGCAGGAAAAGGCAUCGGCCGGGCCACGGCGCUUGCUCUGGCGCGCUGCGGGGCAGAGGUCGUGGCAGUCACACGUACGCGGGCUGACCUGGACAGCCUUCUGCUGGAGUGUCCGUCCAUCAAGCCGGUGUGUGUGAACCUCGGCGACUGGGGGGCCACAGAGGAGGCGCUACGGGAGGCCGGCGGUAAUGUGGAUCUGCUGGUGAAUAACGCAGCCUAUGCCACGCUGCAGCCUUUCCUAGAGGUCACCCCCGACCAGUUUGACAUAUCCUUUAACAUCAACGUGAAGGCUGUCCUCCAUGUCUCUCAGAUUGUGGCUCGGGGUAUGAAGGCCAGAGGAACAGGAGGCUCCAUAGUGAACAUCUCCAGCCAGGCGUCUCAGUGUGCCCUCCAAGACCACACCGUCUACUGUGCCACUAAAGGUGCUCUGGACAUGCUGACUAAGGUUAUGGCCCUGGAGCUUGGACCCUAUCAGAUCCGUGUGAACAGUGUGAACCCCACAGUCGUGAUGACUAAGAUGGGGAGACUGGCAUGGAAUGACCCUAGCAAGGCCAAGACCAUGACCUCACGCAUCCCUCUGGGACGAUUCGCAGAGGUGGAGGAUGUGGUGAACUCUAUCCUAUUCCUGCUCAGCGAUAAGAGUUCUAUGACCAACGGUGUAACCCUGCCUGUGGACGGGGGCUUCCUGGCCUGCUAACCUCUCACCUUCUCAUUCUGCCUUCUGAUUGGCUGGCGUAGUCAUUUUCCAUGGUGUCCACUUGUACCCAUUUAAUUCCUCUUCAAGCACUGAUUAUAUUCGGACUUGAUUUUGUUUUAUGUUACUGAUUACAUGUGUCACCCAGAACAAUAGAAUGAGUCUUUUGGGGCGGCAGCGUAGCCUAGUGGUUAGAGUGUUGGACUAGUAACUGGAAGGUUGCGAGUUCAAACCCCCGAGCUGACAAGGUACAAAUCUGUUGUUCUGCCCCUGAACAGGCAGUUAACCCAUUGUUCCCAGGCCGUCAUCAAAAUAAGAAUAUGUCCUUAACUGACUUGCCUGGUUAAAUAAAGGUAAAAUAAAAUAAAAUAAAUGAGCUGCCCUGUUUGUUGUAACCGUAAGCAAUUGUUUAUUUUUUGCAGAUUGUGGGUGUGUGUUAGAUUAUAGAGAGAACUGCUGGAUGAGACUAUUGUAAUAUACAGUCGUGACCAAAUGUUUUUGAGAAUGACACAAAUAUAAAUUUUCACAAAGUC
This is a messenger RNA of Oncorhynchus gorbuscha (pink salmon), 1478 nucleotides long. RefSeq names its product dicarbonyl/L-xylulose reductase (gene dcxr). NCBI's taxonomy places the organism in Eukaryota, Metazoa, Chordata, Actinopteri, Salmoniformes, Salmonidae. The coding region runs from base 211 to 948 and encodes 245 amino acids. The record is from RefSeq and is a predicted model, not a curated record. Gene Ontology annotation, biological process: glucose metabolic process; xylulose metabolic process. The transcript is spliced from 8 exons. Gene Ontology annotation, molecular function: L-xylulose reductase (NADPH) activity; carbonyl reductase (NADPH) activity.